GUGUGGGCCGCGCAUGGGCAGCAAAGCGGCUGCAACGUCCGUACUUCAGAGGUUGGGAACCUUGCAGGUGUGCAAUGCUUCCGCUACAUGUGGAGAAUGAACGCCCAUCUUUCAUGCACUCCCCUUCGCUCUCGGAGUAUCUGCGGCGGAUGUUGCAUUACGCGCAGAUGGACAUAGACUAUACGUUCGCACAGAUGUUGUACUUGUGCAUAGCCCCCAGGAAAGUGUACCAGCUCACUUCCUACAGGAAGCAAACCAAGAAUCAAUGGGCCAGAGAUGAUCCGGCUUUUGUAGUGGUCCUGAUUUUUUUCCUCUCGGUCGUUGCCAUUGCGUAUGGUAUUGCCUUUGAAGCAGGAGGCACCAACUUCAUUCACAUUCUGGUGCGCUUCGUUUUUAUUCACUUCCUUCUCUUCGGCGUGGUGGUUUCCAGUGUGUCGUGGUUUGUGGCCAACAACUACAUGCGCGCGCAAUCCUUCCACGGAGUGGAACAAAAAAUGGAGUGGAUGUAUGCUUUUGAUAUUCAUUGCAACUCGUUCUUCCCUUUUUUCUUGGUCUUGUACGUCUUGCAUUAUCUUCUGCUGCCCCUGCUGUCGCAGAGCACAUGGUUGGCAGCCACCUUCAGUAACCUCCUGUACGCAGUGGCCACGUGCUACUACUUGUACAUCAUGUCUCUAGGGUAUAGCAUGUUGCCUUUCCUGGAACGGACCGAGGUAAUUUUGUAUCCAGCAGGUGUGGUGGUGCUACUUGCCUUCAUUCUGAGCAUCUUGGGGGUCAACCUAACUCACCUUUCCCUGCAGAACAUGGGCAUCUCAUGACAGCCGAGCCGAUGCCGACAAAACAAA
This is a messenger RNA of Cladocopium goreaui, 842 nucleotides long. The record is from the annotation of a GenBank genome assembly. Lineage: Eukaryota; Dinophyceae; Suessiales; Symbiodiniaceae.